AGCGUUCGGGACGGUGUGGUGUGGUGUGGAUGUGUGAUACGGUUUUUGGAUUCGACAGUCAUAAUUUUCACAUUGGCAGUGUUAGUCGUUGUUUCUGGCGUAUAUGUUCGAAACCGAAAUAACCAACCUAAACACAACUGUCUCUUGUUAUAUACCAUACCAAGCGGAAAAGUAAAGUAAGCAAGAAAAAAUACAGAGAAGAACCGAUCAAGAGAUUCUUCUUAAGUUGUCGACGUUUACGAUUUACAUAGUGUUUGUUCUCAUCGCAUUGGCAUUAGCCAUCCGUUGUUUUUGAAAAAAAAUUCAUUUUAUCUUUGUUGUUUGGUUUCGGUGAAAUCAAUCGGCGAGCAGAAACCGAACGAAGAAAAAAUUCAUUUUGUGCCGGACAAUCAGGAAUAAUUAGAAGCAACCGAAGAAAAAAGUGUUACAUAGUGCAAAAUAUAAUCAACAACGCGAUAACCCCGCAACAAAUCGACGUGGAGCAGUAACGACGAAAAUCAAGUGCAAUUCCGUUUUUGUGUGCUUGGACUAAGUGUGUGUGCACAGAAUUUCUCUCAAUCGGUUCUGACGUAAAAAAUCCAAAGAAGUUUCAAUACUUUUUUCAAAAAAAUAAAAAACAAACACAAGUUAUAAAGCAGCAAGUGUAACAAUAUAAGUACAUCAAAAGGGCAUAAUAAUGGCGGUGAACGUGUAUUCAACAAAUGUUACAUCAGAUAAUUUGUCGCGGCAUGACAUGCUGUUGUGGGUAAACGACUGUCUGAAUGCACAGUUUGGAAAAAUCGAAGAGCUUUGCACAGGGUCGGCCUACUGUCAAUACAUGGACAUGCUGUUUCCGGGUUCGGUGCCGAUGAAACGCGUCAAAUUCCGUACAAAUUUGGAACACGAAUACAUUCAGAAUUUCAAGAUUUUACAAGGUGCAUUCAAAAAGAUGAACGUCGAUAAGAUAAUUCCCGUGGAUAAAUUGAUAAAGGGCCGUUUCCAAGAUAAUUUCGAAUUUUUGCAAUGGUUCAAAAAGUUUUUCGAUGCAAAUUAUGAUGGUCGAGAGUAUGAUCCGCUGGAGGCACGUUUUGGCAUACCAUUGGGUACUGGAGCCAUUCAAAACGAACUCGGCACUGGUAACAUAUGCACCGAAGUGACUCAGAAACGUCAAAUACCGCGUCAAACACCACGACGUCCCGGCGCAACCAGAGGAAUAGCUAAGGCAACUCCACGAACGGUAACACCGCCAACGGCCCGAGUACCACCAACGGCUGCAUCGAAACCGGGCGUCAACAAGGGCUCCACCGAAAAUAAUAGCCACAACAAUUCGGCGCUGAAUGCCCAAGUCGAUGAUCUGACAAAUCAGGUGACCGACUUGAAAUUGAACUUGGAAGGACUCGAGAAAGAGCGUGAUUUCUAUUUCAGUAAAUUAAGAGAUAUUGAAAUUUUAUGCCAAGAGGAUGAUGACGAACCUUCGCCAUUAGUUCAAAAAAUUCUAGACAUUCUCUACGCUACAGAGGUAGAUAUUCCAACAUCUUUGGAUGGUUUCGCACCUCCCGAUGAGAUUCCACCAGAAGAUGAAGAAUAUUAGAUAACAAAAAAUCCCAUCCUAAAUAAGAAACGUCAACAAAAACAGCAAAAUCUCCCCCAGUUUGAUUGCAUUAUUUUCUUUUCGAUCUGCAGUAAAAACAGAAAAAAAAAUCAAAACAAAAAAGCCCACAUUGCACCGACUAAAAUAUUCAUUUAGCCAUUGCUGCCUUCCAAAAAUCUGGGAACCCGAGUGAAUGGACAUGUUUUUUUUUCACCUCCAAUUCUGUUUUCGAUGGAAGAAAGAAAAAAAAAUGAACAACCAAGAAGAACAAACAUGAAUCAAACUGAAGUGCACUAAAAAUCUAAUAUUCUAAUUUUUCACUCUUUUUUUUCUUCUCUUGUUAUGAUAAAAUCGUUAAAAGAGAACACAUGGAACCAAUCAAGUGUGAAUCACAAUACAUUUUUAAAUGAAAAAAAAAAUUUUAAUGUGAAAAAUUGUAACAAAAAAUAUCAAUUUAAAACACACACAAAAAAACAAGAAACAACCGCUUGAAUCAAAUAUCCAGUGUAAAUCUAAUAAGAUGAUAAUCAUAAAUCUAACAGCAACAACAACAACAGAAGAAAGAUACAACAAAAUAUUAACUAAUCUAUCAGCCAUAAAAUGAGUAUUUUUCUCAAUUUAAUAUCGCAAAGAAACAAACAACAACUGAAGAAAAAAAAUAUUAAAAAAACCAACAUUUCUCUUUACUUUUUAUUAAAUAUAUCCAGCAUGAUUAUUCUUAAUGAUUUUCCUUCCCCUUUUUUUUGUAUUUAUGUAUUAGUUUGGUAUGAGAAAGAAAAUAAAAUUAAAUGGCGAAAUAAAAUUAGAAAAUGGCAAACCAACCGAAGAAAAAAAAAACACACACAAAUUUGUUAUGUGAAUGGCAUGUUUUUGCGAUUGUUACUUUUAAAACAAAAACACAACUUUAAAGUCCUAAAUGUCGCAACGAACAAACAGAAGAACAAGAAAAAAAGAAUAAAAAACACAAUGAGUUUGAAUCUAUCAAAGAAGCAUUAAGUUCGCUUCGGUGCUGCUCGAUAUUUUGAGAUAAGCAUCGGUCAAAUCACACUCGAAACUAUGAAGAAUAUUAUAAUAAGCAAAAAGAGAAAAUCCCGAUUUUUUAAGCUUUUUUCGUCAUGACAGUGAUGUGAGAUUGUGUGUAAAAAAAAACAAAUCCAAGAACUCUGAAUGGAGAGAAUAAACUAAAAAGUUGUUUUAGAGAACGUGAAA
Messenger RNA from Sitodiplosis mosellana (orange wheat blossom midge), 2779 nucleotides. RefSeq names its product microtubule-associated protein RP/EB family member 1 (gene Eb1). Gene Ontology annotation, cellular component: spindle midzone; microtubule organizing center; cytoplasmic microtubule. The record is from RefSeq and is a predicted model, not a curated record. Gene Ontology annotation, biological process: regulation of microtubule polymerization or depolymerization; spindle assembly; protein localization to microtubule plus-end. Gene Ontology annotation, molecular function: microtubule plus-end binding. The coding region runs from base 677 to 1570 and encodes 297 amino acids. Lineage: Eukaryota; Metazoa; Arthropoda; Insecta; Diptera; Cecidomyiidae. The transcript has 8 exons.